AUGGCCUCUCGGCUUGACCGACUCGUUACCAUCCUCGAAACCGGCAGCACCCGACUAAUUCGGGACACCGCUGUCAACCAGCUUGCUGACUGGCAAAAACAACACCCCGAUGAGCUCUUCAACCUUUUAACUCGGGUUGUCCCUUACCUCCGGCACAAGGAUUGGGAAACCAGAAGCACCGCCGCCAAGGCGAUAGGCAAAAUCAUUGAAAACGCCCCCCUUUAUGACCCCAAUGCGGACGACGCGUUCCCCCCAGGGGAGGACGCAAAAGCGGAGAACGGAUUCGUCAAGAAGGAAGAGCAAAGGGACUUCAUUCUCGACCAGGAGGAAUAUUUUACCCUUGGCACCCUUGACAUCUCCGCCAUCCUCAAAUACGGCCGGCCGCUGCUCCGUGGCGGCACAGUGGACCUCGCGCUCGCCGCCCUAGAUCCGCAGAAGCGGUUGGCUCAUCAACAAAAAACACUCAACGGCCGCCUUGGGCUUCUUGGCCGGGUAUUCGAGGAUGACGAGCUGCCCGUGAUCGCAGAGCCUGCAACCAGCCCUGAAGUGUUGCACGACGCCACAGGCAACACGAACGGCUUUGGGCGGCCAGAUACCCUAGUCAACGAGCUCCAGGGCCAAAUCCAGGACGAAGCGAAGUUGAGCACCCGGCAACUAAAUGUCCUCAAGAGGAAACGCAAGCGGGAGGCUCAGAAGGCCGCCCAAGGGAAAAGUGGGUUUGGCGACCUCAGCCUCCGGCGGACGACGACCGCGGGAUCUGACGGAUUCGACGACACUGCCGUACCCGAUGCUGACCCGAAGAAGAACGGCAAGAUGUCGGACUACUUCAGCCUCGAUCGGCCUAGCGACGUGGAUGAAGACUCCAAGGUGGUGUCCGAAUUUAAAGGCCCAAUUCUUCCCAUCAAAUCGGAGCUGGAGGUGGACCAAGACAUGGAGGGCGCCGAAUGGCCAUACGAGCGGCUGUGCGAAUUCCUGAAGAUUGAUUUGUUCGACGCCCAGUGGGAAACACGCCAUGGUGCCGCCAUGGGUCUACGGGAAAUCAUUCGGGUUCACGGGGCCGGCGCCGGGCGGCGCCGUAACAAAUCGCGCAAGGGCAACACGGAGCUCAACCGUCAGUGGUUGGAUGACCUGGCCUGCCGCCUCUGCUGUGUGCUCAUGCUCGACAAGUUUACCGACUACAGCUCCGACACGUCGGUAGCCCCGAUUCGAGAGACAGUUGGCCAGACCCUUGGAUCAGUUCUCCGCCACAUUUCUGCGCAGUCAGUUUACGCAAUCUACCGAUUAUUAUAUCAAAUGGUGAUGCAAGAAGAGCUACAGCUGGAACAGAACGUCUGGGCCGUCUGCCACGGAGGCAUGGUGGGCCUGAGAUAUGUUGUUGCCGUGCGUAAGGACCUUCUGCUCCAAGACGGGGACAUGAUCGACGGCGUCAUCCGCUCUGUCAUGAAAGGUCUUGGCGAUAUCGAUGACGACGUCCGUUCAGUCAGCGCUGCCACCUUGAUCCCAAUGGCUAAGGAGUUUGUGACGAUGCGGCGUGGAGCACUCGACGGCCUCAUCAACAUCGUCUGGGAAAGUCUCUCGAAUCUGGGCGAUGACUUGAGCGCCUCAACUGGCAAGAUCAUGGACUUGCUUGCGAACCUCUGCAGCUUUCCCGAGGUCUUGGAAACCAUGAAACUCUCGGCUUCGCAGGAUGAGGAGCGAUCUUUUACUCUCCUCGUUCCCCGGCUUUACCCAUUCUUGCGGCACACCAUCACGUCGGUGCGACUUGCCGUGUUGAAGGCCUUGAUGACUUUUGCAAACCUUGGCGGCGAGACGUCUCAAGGUUGGCUCAACGGGAGGAUAUUGCGUCUUAUAUUCCAGAAUAUCCUGGUCGAGAGAGAUCAAGACACGCUCAACAUGUCUCUGGAGUUAUGGGCUGCGCUUGUCCGUAAUCUUGCUCAGGACCCAACCAUUCUCGCCGACGAAUUCGAGGCACACGUGGAGCCCCUCAUGCAGUUGACGCUCCAUCCCAUCGGCGUCCCGCGGCAUCCCAUCCCCAUGAACGGAACCCUUUUCCUAAAGCCAUCAGGCGGAACAUACUCUUUGCCUAGCCUUGUCCCCGUCGCAAGCAGGCGGGCAUCGCCCCCUGAAGGCGAGAGAGCCACGAAACGGCGCAGAAAAUCUACCAAGGUGGACGACGUCCCCGCGAGCACGCAGAGCCACGACGUUGAUGGCCACAUGAUGCAAGGCGAUGUUGACCUGGUGGGUAUGGAUGUCCUAGUCCGCUCCCGUGUCUCCGCCGCCAAGGCCAUGGGCCUUAUCAUGUCCUUCAUCCCGACCCCUAACCUGGGUUUGUAUGACAACAACGUCCUGCAAGGCCUUGUUUCUCCGUUCGCGUCGACUCAGCUUUCGGCCUCCAUGGUUAUUGGCGAGUACGCGAAUAAUUGCUCAGCGAGUAGUGCAGCCGCACGGUUUGUGGAUCCCCUGCAGAAGAUGAUCGACCAGGAGCGGCCAUCUCAUUAUCGGGAUUUGGUGAGCUAUGUCCACAGGGUACGCUCGCAGUCGCAACAGCUCAUCAACCUCUUCCGUGAUCACGGCAAAAUCUCUCUCAACAAGCUCCCGACGCUUGCUGUUGUGGUUCAAGGCGAGCCUGAGGCAGGUCCAGGCGCAUUCUCCGUCGCAAACGCGGAGAAGGUCGUGGCCGAUGAUUUUGACAAACUCAAAAAGGCCAUGGCGCCUGGACAGCGGCUGAUAGCGCUUCCUCAACUCAACGAGGCUCGCGACAUAACUAUCUCUGCGAUUGAGGAGGCAAAGGCGGCCAAGGAAGCUCGUGAUGCCCGCAUCCGCGCCGCGGCCGCUUGCGCCUUGGUCGCUAUGAAGAUUCUGCCCAAGAAACCUAGUCCCCUCAUCAAGUCCAUCAUGGACAGCAUCAAGACGGAGGAGAAUCAAGAGCUGCAGGGCCGCUCCGCCGCGACAAUUGCGCGCCUUGUGCAGCUAUUUACCGAGUCGGGCCGCCGCGGCCCAGCCGACAAGGUAGUUGCGAAUUUGGUCAAGUUCUCCUGCGUCGAGGUUGCGGAAACCCCCGACCAAGUUUGCGCGAGAAGCAAAAGGCCCGCCCGCAUCACCCGCCGUGGCGCCAAGGAAGCGCUGGAGAUACUCUCGCAGACGUUUGGCUCUGAUCUCCUGACCCGCGUCCCGAGCCUGCAGGCCUUUAUGGAGGAGCCUCUCGUAAGAGCCUUCUCCGGUGAACUGCCGCCGGAGGCCAGGAAUCCGGAGCACACCUUUGGCCAAGAGAUCGUCGAUGCCAUGUCUGUGAUCCGGACGAUGGCCCCGACAUUGCACUCAGCCCUCCAUCCUUUCGUCAUGCGGCAGAUGCAUUUGGUGAUCAAGGCCCUGCAAUCCGACUUGUCCGUCUUCCGUUACAUGGCGGCCAAAUGCGUGGCGACUAUCUGCAGCGUUAUCACGGUCGAGGGCAUGACGGCGUUGGUGGAAAAGGUUUUGCCGACGAUCAGCAACCCCGUGGAUCUCAACUUCCGCCAGGGCGCGAUCGAGGCCAUCUACCACCUUAUCGCCGUCAUGGGCGAUGCCAUCCUGCCCUACGUCAUCUUCCUCAUCGUGCCCGUGCUGGGUCGGAUGAGCGACUCGGACAACGAGAUCCGCCUGAUUGCCACUACCUCGUUCGCGACCCUAGUGAAGCUGGUUCCGCUCGAAAACCGGUAUACCCGACCCCCCUGGCCUGUCGGAGGCGCUCAUGUGGGUGGAUUCCGCGACCGGGAGCGCACCGUUCUAUCGCCCAAUCUGUUGGAUCCCAACAAGUUUGAGCCCUUCCAAAAAUCCCCUGUGGCCAUCAAGGCCGAACUUCGCUUCUUACCAACCAAGAGGGUGGUCAACUGGCUUCACUUUCUCAACAAGUACCACCUGCACGGUAUCCUUUGCGACGACAUGGGCCUCGGCAAGACUCUGCAGACCAUCAGCAUGGUAGCCAGCGACCACCAUCAGCGCGCCGAGGAGUUCGCCAGGACGGGAGCGCCUGACGUCAGGAGGCUCCCCUCUCUAGUUGUCUGCCCACCCACACUCUCCGGGCAUUGGCAGCAGGAGAUCAAAGCGUACGCCCCGUUCUUGAGCGUCACAGCUUAUGUCGGUCCCCCAGCCGAGCGCAAGGCCAUGAAGGACAGGCUAGACAAGACCGACAUUGUGAUCACCUCUUACGACGUAUGCCGGAACGAUAUCGACGCUAUUGAGAAGUACAACUGGAACUACGUUGUCCUCGACGAAGGCCACUUGAUCAAGAACCCGAAGGCAAAAAUCACGAUGGCGAACAACGUCCUGGAGCUCUGGUCUCUCUUUGACUUCUUGAUGCCAGGCUUCUUGGGCGCGGAGAAGGUCUUCCUAGACCGGUUUGCGAAACCGAUCGCGAACAGUCGUCACAGCAAGUCUUCGUCGAAGGAACAGGAAGCAGGCGCGCUCGCCAUCGAGGCGCUUCACAAACAGGUGUUACCUUUCCUCCUGCGGCGUCUCAAGGAGGAGGUGCUCAACGAUCUGCCGCCCAAGAUCCUCCAGAAUUACUACUGCGACCUCAGCGACCUGCAGCUGAAGCUGUUUGAGGACUUCACCAAGAGAGAAGGCCAGAAACUCUCAGAGCAGGCCGGCAAGGAAGACAAGGAAGCCAAGCAGCACAUCUUCCAGGCGCUGCAGUACAUGCGCAAACUCUGCAACUCGCCGGCGCUCGUUAUGAAGCCGGGCCACAGAUCCUACGAAGAUACGCAAAGGUUCUUGGCCAAGCAAAACACGAGCCUCGAGGACCCGGCGCACGCGCCCAAGCUGACGGCGCUGCGGGAUCUUCUCGUCGACUGCGGCAUUGGUACGGAGGGGCAGGAUUCAUCGGACCCACUGUACACGCCCAUCAAGCCGCACCGGGCUCUCAUCUUCUGCCAAAUGAAAGAAAUGCUCGACAUGGUCCAGAACACGGUUCUGCAGAAGAUGCUUCCGACAACGCAAUACCUCCGGCUGGACGGAUCAGUGGAGGCGAACCGGCGGCAAGACAUUGUCAACAAGUUCAACAGCGACCCGUCGUAUGACGUGCUGCUGCUGACGACGAGUGUGGGCGGCCUGGGGCUGAACCUCACGGGAGCCGACACGGUCAUCUUUGUGGAGCACGACUGGAACCCGCAAAAGGACCUGCAAGCUAUGGACCGGGCCCAUCGUAUCGGGCAGAAGAAGGUGGUCAAUGUUUACCGGCUGAUCACGCGCGGUACACUCGAGGAGAAGAUUCUCAGCCUGCAGCGGUUCAAGAUCGACGUAGCCAGCACGGUGGUGAACCAGCAGAACGCAGGUCUAGCGACGAUGGACACGGAUCAGAUCCUCGACCUGUUCAACCUCGGCGAGUCGGGACCCAACCUGAUAGCGGAGAAGGGCAAGGAGGCUAUUGAAGGGCGGGAAGAGGACAUGGUGGACAUCGAGACGGGCGACGUCCGACAGCCUGGCAAGAAAGCGGCGUGGCUCGAGGGCUUGGGGGAGCUCUGGGAUAACACGCAGUACGAGGAGAGCUUUGACCUGGAUGGUUUCCUGAAGACCAUGCAGUAA
Molecule: messenger RNA, 5559 nt
Organism: Chaetomium globosum CBS 148.51
Lineage: Eukaryota; Fungi; Ascomycota; Sordariomycetes; Sordariales; Chaetomiaceae
Exons: 5
Coding region: 1-5559 (1852 amino acids)
Molecular function (GO): TBP-class protein binding; ATP hydrolysis activity; ATP-dependent chromatin remodeler activity
Source: RefSeq, a predicted model, not a curated record